Messenger RNA from Amoebophrya sp. A120, 498 nucleotides. NCBI's taxonomy places the organism in Eukaryota, Dinophyceae, Syndiniales, Amoebophryaceae. The record is from the annotation of a GenBank genome assembly.
GCGGAACAAACGCACUAUAUCUUCCAUAAAAAAGCAAGACGUUUUUCGCAGCGCCCCUGCGAUCGAAGAAAGCGUCAAACUAAAAUGUACACGACCGCACUCAAUCUCCAAGCAGCAAGAAGCUCAAGUUCAUCUUUCGACCCUUCCCCAGCGGUUCUUCUUCCGACGAGCGAACUUCUGAACAUUUCCUCCACUAAAAACAACGACUACUUCUGCGAAUUCUGUCUGUUCCACCUGGUGAUCUUGUCGAUUCUCGCCCGUGUGUACCUCACGAAGGAGUUCUCGACGAAGGGACUUUCGUUUUUGACCAGGAUGCUCUUGUAAAGUAAGACUCGAUAGUACACUCUAAUACGACCCCCUCCUCGACAGUGUGUACAACAACUCAUUUGAUUUCUCAUCCGCACUUGCAAGCAGCUUCACUGAAGACGCGGGUUUUCUGGCAUUGGCAUUGCUGGUCGACCAGGGGCAGCGCAACAAAUCUACUUCGUCCAGCAACAG